Molecule: messenger RNA, 1329 nt
Organism: Mangifera indica (mango)
Lineage: Eukaryota; Viridiplantae; Streptophyta; Magnoliopsida; Sapindales; Anacardiaceae
Product: aspartic proteinase CDR1-like
Exons: 1
Coding region: 1-1329 (442 amino acids)
Cellular component (GO): extracellular region
Source: RefSeq, a predicted model, not a curated record
AUGGCAACUUUACUAGCUUUUGUUAACGUUUUCAUGCUCUUUUCUUCAACUCUUUUGAUCUUCCAUGUCCAUUUCACUUUAUCUGUCAACACCACCAUGAAAGUUAAACCACUAAAGUUUAAACUUCACCACCCUGAAACUGUAUUCUACACGCCUAAUGCCACCAUUGAAGACCGUGGUGAUCGCUUAUUGAAAGCUUCAAUCAAUCGUUUAUACUAUUUGUCAGCAAGAGCAGGAGGAGGUGAUCCUGAAUAUGAUGCUCUUGCUGGUCUUGUAACCAGUAGAGAACUCGGUCGUGAUGGCUUUUUUGUAGAUUUCUCAAUCGGUGACCCACCCGUUUCCCAGUUUGCUCUCAUGGACACUGGCAGUGACCUUGUAUGGGUCGACUGCUUAACUGGUUUUGAUCCCUCUGAAUCACGCACCUUCGCUCAAUACCCAUGUUUAGCUGAUUGCAAUAAUGGAUGCUCAUCGACCAAUGGAUGCAUGCUCCAGAUUGGAUACGUCGGUGGAUUUUCGGCUGGGGGUGUUAUUGCAAGAGAGAAAUUCACUUUUCAAUCAUCAAGAGAAGGUGAUACAAUUGUAAAUGAUGUGGUGUUUGGAUGUUUCAGGAAGUUUUCUAAAACUAAUAAAAUCUUGCCAGGAAUUUUUGGACUUGGCGAUCUUAGAACUGAAUUCUCUAUUGUCAAGAAAAUGGGCAGCAAAUUUUCCUAUUGUCUUGGCAACAUUUACGAUGAGAGCUACAUAUAUAACCAACUAAGGUUAGGCGAGGGAACAUUUCUGGAAGGUAUGGAAACUCCUCUUUCAAAUUACGUUGGCGUUUACCACGUUGAUUUUGAAGGCAUUAGUUUAGGGGAGACAAGGCUUGAUAUUGAUCCAAAUCUGUUCAAGAGAGGUACUUCUAGUCUCAGAACUGGAGUAGCCAUUGACACUGGCUCUCAUUUGAGUUGGUUUGUCCCAAUGGCAUUUAAAACUAUACGCUCUGAAGUUGCGAAACUCAUUGAUCAGGAGUUCAAGGUGAGGAGGCGAUAUGAAGAAGAACUUUGGGAAUUGUGCUACUUUGGGGACCUAGCCUUGGAUUUUCAAAGUUUUCCUCAUAUGAAAUUUCAUCUGGCUAAUGGUGCGUAUUUGGAUUUAGAUAGUUCAAGCUUGUUCUAUCAAAAGCAAACUAGAGUAUUUUGCUUGGGAAUUGGUCCAAGUAAUGAAAUUAGAUAUCAUAAUUUCUCACUUAUAGGAUUAAUGGCUCAGCAGAAGCAUAAUAUUGCUUACGAUCUUACUGGAAAGAAACUAUAUAUCCAGAAGAUCAAUUGUAGUCUUCUUGAUGAAGAUUAA